AAACACGUCGUCAGUUCCGUAAAGCGUUUCCCUUGGCUUCACACAGCAGGGUUAUUUACGCAGUCCUGCUGUACACGGAUCGUAGAGUUAACCAUUACCUUGAAAUGUUUUUCCGGUACUCUUAAGCAGGAGUUUUUCUCUGUCUUUCCCCAUAAGGACAGACAGUAAGCACGACAUUCAGCUCUGAAUCUCGCAGGAAACGGGAUGCAUUGCAGCUAGCUUGCUGUUAGCUUUCGCGCUAGCUUUGCGAAGACCGCUGUAUCGACGAAGGGACCAGGCACACCAUCACAGAGUGCAUUAUGACGGACAGUGUUAUGAGUAAAGCAGCCACAAUGGAGAUUCCUAUUAACAGUAAUGGAGACACGGGGGCAUUAGCAGAAGACGACAGCCUUGAACAGGCUGCAAAGCUGCAGUGGAGCUUAGAUGAGAAGGUAGGGAGCUCCAGAGGCACCAGGGAUCUACAGCAGGUGAUGGUAUCAGGUCCCAAUCUCAACGAGACAAGCAUUGUUUCUGGAGGCUAUGGAGGAACAGCUGAGGGAAUCAUUCCCACCGGCUCAAUUAAAGGCCCUGCUGUGUGCUACAAUCCUGAGUUUAACAAAAGGAUCCCUGUUACAGGAUUUGGUCCCAACAUGCAACACAGCACCAGCAGCAGCUCGAUGACAGCAGAAGAGGCAACGCGUGGUGUGGCUGUGGAAAAAUAUGAAGCAGUGAAAAAAUGGGGUUUAAACACCUAUAAGUGCACAAAGCAAAUGAUCUCAGAGCGUUUUGGUCGCGGCUCUCGGACUGUGGACCUGGAGCUGGAGGCUCAGAUAGAGGUUCUGAGGGACACCAAAAGGAAAUAUGAAAAUGUGCUGCGGUUGGCCAAAGCGCUGACCAAUCAUUUUUACAACAUGGUGCAGACACAGCACGCGUUGGGUGACACGUUUGCUGAUCUCAGUCAGAAAUCUCCAGAGCUACGAGAUGAGUUUGGCUACAAUGCAGAGACCCAGAAACUACUGUGUAAGAAUGGGGAGACUUUACUUGGUGCCAUUAACUUUUUUGUGUCCAGCAUUAACACGUUAGUCAAUAAGACAAUGGAGGACACUCUGAUGACAAUCAGGAUGUAUGAAAAUGCGAGACUGGAGUUUGAUGCCUACCGGUCAGACCUUGAGGAGCUAAGUUUGGGUCCCAGAGAUGCAGUGACCAUGGCCCGUACAGAGGCUGCACAAGAGCAGUACCAAGUUCAUAAGGAAAAGUAUGAACGUCUUCGCUCAGAUGUUAUCAUUAAGCUCAAAUUUCUGGAGGAAAAUAAGGUGAAGGUAAUGCAUAAGCAGCUCCUUCUCUUCCAUAAUGCCAUCUCAGCGUACUUUGCUGGCAAUCAGGAGCAGCUGGAGCAAACGCUGAAGCAGUUUAAUAUAAAGUUGAGGCCCCCAGGGGCCGACCAGCCUUCCUGGUUAGAAGAGCAGUGAGAGGCCCUGCGGGAAACCUUUCAGCCUUCGUCUCAACCACCUGCACCUGUUACCUUUUAAAUCACCCAGCUUGCAGAGGACCACUACAGAAGGAAACAAACUGAGAUAAACUGGUGGAUGAAGAUGCUGAGAUCGUAUUUUUUAUUUAUUUUUAUUUUUUUGAUGGAUGAAUGAUUUAUUCAUGAACUUAAUGCAGCAGAAAACUAAGUGGCCAGUUUAAAAAAAAAAAGGUUUUUUUCUGUGCCUCUCUUUCCAACUUCCUUUAUCCACUUUAGCUUCUCCUUGUGAGCUGUUAUUGUUUUGUUUUUUUUCCAACUGUUCAAAUUUUCUGUCCUUCUUAUCCGCUUAAUGUAAACAUCUUCCUUAUCUCUGCACCUAUUUUGUGGUGUGUGCUUGUUAGUCAUGUUUAUGGCCGUUAUUGUACUCCUCUAAGUGCUCCCAAUUCUUGGAGUUUAUCAUAAAACUCCACAGUCUUAGUAACAGAGACUUUUGUAAAGAAGAAAAUGGCAAAAGUACUAAAACACUACUGUAAUUUAACACUACUUUUUAACCUUUUAACCCUCAUCACUCCCCGACUGUGCCUCCUUAUUUAUGAGCAACCGGUAAACCUUGAUAAAUUGGAAUAUUGUCCAAAAGUUAAUUUAUUUCUGUAAUUUCAUUCAGAAAGUGAAUCAUUACACACAGUGAUAUAUCUCAAGAACCUGUUUAUUUUGAUGAUUAUUUCUUGGAGCUAAUGAACAGUUUAGUUUAGACUAAUUAAAGACAAAUAAAAAUCAUUUCUAACAGGAAUGUUAUGGCCUAAACAAUUGGUGGGAAGAUUAUUUCCAGCAGGUAAACAGUUACAUCCUCCAAAGGGAGGGUAAGGUACAAAAGGUCAUUGCUGAAGAGCCUGGUUGGUCAGAGUGCUGUAUCAAAACACAUUGAUGGAAAGUUGAGUGGAAGGAAAAAGUGACAUUGUAAAAGAUGCACAAGCAACUGCAGACAUAGUUGUUAUUUUUCCACUAUUAUUUCAACUCUAAUGUCAUAGCAGCUGUUUACCAGGAGGCAAACAGCAGAAAUGCUGAUUUUAUUUUCUGUUAAGUCUUGGUACCUGCCAACCUUUUGCCCACACUGCCAAAAGCUUUAAUCGCCAUGGUAACACUGUGCUUCAUUAACCGUCAAACUGGCCUUACUUUAAACCCAUAGAGAGUCUAUGGAGAAUAGCCUCGAGGGAGAUGACAUUUCCGUAUGAAAAAUGCUUUUAUUUGGGUUUAUAUAAUAAGAGUUUAAUGGAAUAUCUUUGUGGGUUUAGGGCAUAAUCAUCAAAUACAUAUCUAAGUUAUAUCAUUUUGUGUUAUGAAUCUACAAUAUAUGUUUGACUUUAAAUUGAAUUGCUAAAAUAGCUUUUCAAUGAUGUUCCAGCUUAUUGAGAUGAACUAGUUAUGUGAUAAAUAAAAUAUAUUCAAGAAAAAAGUUAAAACUGUUUAUAAAUACACAUUAUGUCCAUUUCUAGUACAUUACAAACAAAUAUCUAGAGAUUUAAAAUCCAUGUAAAUUUAAAAUUAAGAAUCACUUCAACUUUUAAAAAUGUUUGUAGAGUAUUACUAUAAAUUAGCAUGUUCUCCAUCAAAGACUUUACUCAUUAACAGGAAAAUUGUUCAACUUUCAGAUAUGCAACAAUCAUUUAAGGAGCACUGCCACAGCCUUCCUUGGGUUUUGAAUAGAUUGAGAUGUUAGGUGGAGGCUGACCUUGUUUGCCUUGUUUACGUGGGUAUUGUUUCCUUUUUUUUUUUUUUUUUACCUGAUUGGUUUUCACACUGGAAUAUGCCAGUGUCUUUUUACAAUCUGUUUGAAGAAACUUGACUGGAGUCACUUCACUAAUUAACUUUUACUGAAUAGUAUCACAUACUGUAGAACGUUAUUACAUUUUUUUUCCUAUUGUAUCAAUACUUUGAAUUGUCUGUGUCAUAUUUGUGUGAAACUAACAACUACGCGUCUUUUGACAAAAACGAUCACAUCUUCUGAUUCUGCUGAAUUAAGAAUUGAUCAAGAUAGCUAUCUAAUGUUACUAAUUAGAUCAUUUCAGUAUCACAUUCUGGCAUUUAGCAGCCAGAUAAUAUGAAAAGUGAAGAUUUUAGAAGAAAACAAUCAGUGAUGGAAGCAUUCGCAUACGAGCUGAAUUUUUACAUAUCACUAUUGUAUUCACAAAGUGUUGCUCUGUUGAAAUCGUCACUUUUUAUUGAAACAAAAACAAAGUUUUUCGUAUGACGUUUAAGAUGGCAAUACAGUAAGAUGAAAUGACCAAAUCGCUGACUGAACCACCCAAAAACAUAAAUUUCAUUUGUAUAAAAUUAUCAGUCAAAAAUAAUAUGGGCUAGAAUACUGACUCUGUUCUCAUGAGAGCCUCUUUAUAAUAUCACAUCACAGUAAAUGUGUCAUUCCUCCAGCUACUUGUUCUAUAUUUGCAUGGCAGAUAACAAUCCUGAAGUGUAGAUAUGUGCGCUUUCACUAAUGGUCAGCUCUUGUCUUCCAUGUUUGUCAUCUAGCCUGGACUGACAUAGUGUAAUUUUUUACGUUCAAGUUGGCAGAAGCAUAAUCAAAAGUGAGUUUACUAGUCAUGUGGCACUCUUAGUGAGAAUGAUGGAGGAGUUGAGGGUUUAUUGAAAAGACGAGGAUGUUUUUAUAUCAGUUUACUGUCAAGCUCCUGGUUUGCUUGACUACCAUGAAGCAAUAUAUAAAAUGUGAUCCCUUUCUCCAAACUGCUUUGUUUGGGGUUCCUUAUCAGACAUUAAAAGGAAUGGCAAUACUUUUUUUUUUUGUUCCAUAGUUGUGGAAAUGGCUGAAUUUAAAAAUAACUCUUGAACAUUCUUGCAAAGAUUGAAGUGUUGCCACAUGAAAGCCAAGAUUUCUAAAAAUGCAUAAAUAUAUAUAUAUAUUUUAUUUGUGUAUAAGCAAAUGUUUUGUAGACUGAGCUGAUGUACUAUACUGAAAUUCAGGUAUUUAUGAUGAUAAAUGAAGUUGUCAUGGAUACUCUGCCUUCAUUCCUCAAUUGCACCUCAAAAGUCCAACUCCAACCCAAAGGAGCAAAAUUGAAAGUUCACACUUUCAAACUGUCUGUGUUUUCUUUGGCUUUUGUCAUUGUUGUAUUUAUGUUGUAAUGCUUUGUGCUAUAUGGAGACAAGGAACGAUCUGGAAUUGGUCAAAUAAAACAUUGAGGAAGUAA
Messenger RNA from Xiphophorus hellerii (green swordtail), 4650 nucleotides. RefSeq names its product ADP-ribosylation factor interacting protein 2b (gene arfip2b). Gene Ontology annotation, molecular function: protein domain specific binding; phospholipid binding. The record is from RefSeq and is a predicted model, not a curated record. Bases 300 to 1448 code for a protein of 382 amino acids. Lineage: Eukaryota; Metazoa; Chordata; Actinopteri; Cyprinodontiformes; Poeciliidae. Gene Ontology annotation, cellular component: trans-Golgi network membrane. Gene Ontology annotation, biological process: regulation of Arp2/3 complex-mediated actin nucleation; intracellular protein transport. The transcript has 10 exons.